GAUUAAGCUUUUUCUUACAUAUAACUGAAGUAUAACCUAGUCAACUCACCACAUUCGCAUACACUUUUGCCUGAACUGAGAACAAUGGCGGAACAACUCACCGAGGAGCACAUCGCUGAGUUCAAGGAAGCUUUUAGCCUCUUCGACAAGGACGGUGAUGGUUGCAUCACUACUAAAGAGCUCGGAACGGUGAUGAGAUCUCUCGGACAAAAUCCAACUGAAGCUGAACUGAAGGAUAUGAUCAACGAGGUUGAUGCUGAUCAAAAUGGCACUAUCGACUUCCCCGAGUUCUUGAAUUUGAUGGCAAAGAAAAUGAAGGAUACUGAUUCCGAGGAGGAACUUAGGGAAGCUUUUAAGGUUUUCGAUAAGGAUCAGAACGGCUUUAUUUCUGCAGCUGAGCUCCGGCAUGUGAUGGCGAAUCUUGGGGAAAAGUUGACGGACGAGGAAGUGGAUGAAAUGAUUCGUGAAGCAGAUACAGAUGGUGAUGGACAGGUGAACUAUGAGGAGUUUGUAAGGAUGAUGCUAGGAAAGUGAUGGCAGUUGCUUUGUUGUUGAGUCGGGGGAGAAAUGUCGUCCCUCCCGACUGUGUAAACUCGCUAUUACUUUACUGAGACUUGAUAUAGGUUCUUUAUAUUCUGUUUGAGCAA
Molecule: messenger RNA, 647 nt
Organism: Hibiscus syriacus
Lineage: Eukaryota; Viridiplantae; Streptophyta; Magnoliopsida; Malvales; Malvaceae
Product: calmodulin-like
Exons: 4
Coding region: 85-534 (149 amino acids)
Molecular function (GO): enzyme regulator activity; calcium ion binding
Source: RefSeq, a predicted model, not a curated record